CAGAUCAGCAUCCUCAUCCGUUCAACUUCUUCUCCUACUCGCCGCGUAUCCUCUUUUUUUUUUUCAUAAACAAUUAAGAAAAGCCUAUUUUCCAUUUUCCAAAGCCCAUCCAGCCCAAACUUCCUUACGUUAUGGGCCCAUUUUGCUCGCGACAGAAAUGGCGAAAUCCUCUUCCCUGGAAGAUCUGGAUCGUACUGGCAACUGAUGUUGACAAUUCGGACCUUUUGAAAACGGGUAAUUUCGACGUUUAAAUUUCGGAAAGGGGGUUUCGUAAUCAAGAUUUGGGGAAUUCCCUGCUUAGGCUUUUAUGGUUCUAAUAAUCUCCAAGUUUUUCGCGCGAAAACAUGGAUCAAGAUGGUCAAAGAGGAUCGUCAACCCCUUCAGUGGUGCUGCCUUCUCUGCUUAGUAAAAGAGCCAAGCUUCAAGAAGAGCUUCGAAUCAUCGAAAGACAAGUGUAUGAUAUGGAGACUAGUUAUUUACAGGAUCCAAGCCAAUGCGGCAACGUUUUGAAAGGUUUUGAGGGGUUCCUCUCUUCAUCUAAGAACACCGCACUCUUGAAGCGGUCCAGGAAGUUCCAGCCUGAAGAUAGGCUGUUCUCAUUAUCUUCGGUCACUUCACCUGCAGCUGAAGAGAUUGCAGCUGGUCGAGAUGCAGAUGGGAAAUCAGAUUAUGGUCCUGGUCGGCCCAAGGGUGGAGGUUAUUUUGCCAAUGGACAGGGAAAACCGAAGAAGGGAAGAGCUAGAGAGGCCAAGAGAAUGAGACAUUCUAGUGAACCAGAUUUUGAUUAUGAUGAUGAUCCUGACGUGACAUUGUGAAACCACUUGUAUCUAAUGAAAUACUUCUUGGCCUUCCUACUAGGUUUACGGUCUGCUCUUAGAUUGUUUUUGUCUCAAAACAACUGGUGAUGGAAGAGGUUAUUUACAGGAUUUUGUACCGUACCAAAAAAAAAAAAAUGGUUUAUCAUAUCUCGUAUGUGCUAAAACUGAAUCAGGGGUACCGAUAGUCAAAAUGUCCAAUGGCAGUGUACGUGAACCUUUACAGUUGAAGCUUCUGGGCAAGUUCAGGCAACAAGUUUGAUAUUAAUCAGCAUAUUUAGCAAACAUUCUAGUAUUUUCUUUGGAUUUAUACAUCCCUUUUUACCUUUUUAUUGUUUUGUUUUGAGGAGAAGGGGAUGGGGACAAAUCAAGGAAUGAUUCUCCAAAGUGAUCAAGACCUUCUGUUCCUCUACAUAAUAUCU
Molecule: messenger RNA, 1237 nt
Organism: Theobroma umbraticum
Lineage: Eukaryota; Viridiplantae; Streptophyta; Magnoliopsida; Malvales; Malvaceae
Cellular component (GO): histone acetyltransferase complex
Source: RefSeq, a predicted model, not a curated record